AUGAAAAAUUUAAUCUUUAAAUCACUAUCAUUGUACCAUUUCACCUAUGAGAAUGCGUCAUGGCGUAGCGUCACGACUGAUGUCAAGGCAGGACCGAUAUAUUUCUUACUUUAAUAUGCUGCUUAAAGUACACUUUGAAGUUGUGCUGAUAGUUACGUUGGAAUACAAUUAAAUAAAAGUUUCUACCUCGUGUCAUGAUAUUUUUUUGUGUUGGCUUGUUCGAUUCGUGCUAGGAAAAAAGACGCAACUUAACUUCCGGUAAGGGAAGGUUUUACGGCGCAUUUAGGGCACGUGAUCCACGGUAGGUUUUUGCGUUGCGAAUAUGGACCUCUUGUGGAGCUAACGUUCAAUAUACUCGAAGGAUUUUGCAACGGAGACAGUAACUAAAAGACAGAUAAAAUGGCCAACUCCCUGGGACUUAUGUAAAUCUAACAUUUUAGAAGGUUGUUUAUGUUUGAGGGGCUUUUCCCCAACAAUAUAAUUGUUACCCGGUUUCUCUCUGCCUUAAUUCAUAAAACGGCAUUGCUAUAAACAUAUUGCUUAUAUGUGUAUUGAACUUUAAAGUAAGCUAAUAUUAUUAGUUGCAUUUUUGGCAACCAGCGAUCAACUUUAUAACGGCCCACACCAUUUUUUAAAUGCAGACGCCCGUGAUAAAUGACGUCACGGAACACGUGUGGCGGAGAGUCGUCGUUUCUUAGCAACCAGUUUGUUGAACAUGGCGGAGAAGUAUAACGCAGAGACUAUUAUAUCAGACACCCAUAAGAAGAUAAGUAAUGCCUUUGAUGUAUUUGACCACGAAUCUAACAAGACUGUUGACGUUAGAGAAAUAGGCACAAUUAUCCGUUCACUUGGCUGUUACCCCUCGGAAGCUGAACUGCAUGAUAUCAUUGCUGAGCUAGAAGAGGAAGAGCCUACAGGGUUUGUACGCUAUGAAAGGUUCCUUCCAACUAUGACUAAGAUCCUGCUGGAGCGCAAGUUUCGUCCAAUCACAGAAGAUUUGCUUCUGCAGGCCUUUGAGGUUUUAGAUCAACAGAAAAAAGGAUAUUUGGAACAAGAGGAACUGACCAGAUAUUUAACACAAGAAGGAGAGUCCUUCACACAGGAAGAAGUUGAGGAAAUGCUGUCCGCUGCUGUUGAUCCUGAUAAAAAUUUCAUUUUCUACAAGGAUUUUGUCAGCAUGAUGACCUUCGAUGAUCAUCGAUGAUGGCCAAUGGAAUAAACAAAGAAUUACAAUCAAAGCGUUCAAGCAAACCAUACAGUAACAAACAUAAUAAAUAAUUUUAU
Triplophysa rosa is the source of this 1284-nucleotide messenger RNA. RefSeq names its product EF-hand calcium binding domain 2 (gene drc8). Lineage: Eukaryota; Metazoa; Chordata; Actinopteri; Cypriniformes; Nemacheilidae. Gene Ontology annotation, molecular function: calcium ion binding. The record is from RefSeq and is a predicted model, not a curated record. The transcript has 7 exons. Bases 716 to 1204 code for a protein of 162 amino acids.